Molecule: messenger RNA, 1219 nt
Organism: Cylicocyclus nassatus
Lineage: Eukaryota; Metazoa; Nematoda; Chromadorea; Rhabditida; Strongylidae
Source: the annotation of a GenBank genome assembly
GUCAGCUCUGAAGAUCAUACUCACUUACUAACGAUCAAGUCAUGGGCGAGAGAAGAAAAAAGAGGAAAGCACCGAAGAAGCCAGGCGUAGAGAGGGAGAAGAUGAAGCCAGGCGAUACAGUGCAAAGCGAGCAGUUUACAUGGCGAGUGAUCAAACUACUCGGCUCUGGAGGAUUUGGUGAUGUAUACAAGGUAGUAAAGGUGAACCAUCCGGAUAAAACAGAAGCUGCUAUGAAGACAGAAAUGGUACUCGGUAAUCGACUACUGUUGCGGUUGAAAAUCGAGGUGAUGGUGCUGAUGAAGUGCCACGAGCAGACUGAUGAGAAUAGAAAAGCUCAUUUUGUACCUUUUGUGGACAGAGGAAAAACGCAAAAAUUCAAGUUCCUUGUAAUGGGUCUCGUUGGACCAUCAUUGGAGGACAUACGAAAAGAUGACUUAUCGAGAAAUUAUUCGAAGUCGACUGCUAUGCAAUGUUGUAUACAAACAAUGACGGCUAUUCGAGAUCUUCAUGGGAUCGGCUACCUGCAUAGGGAUAUAAAGCCUCAGAACUAUGCAAUUGGUCUAGCGCCAAAAGAGGACAUCAUAUACAUGCUAGACUUUGGAAUAGCAAGAAAAUUUACUGAGGGAGAAACAAAUAAAGUGAAAAUACCGCGUGUUAAAGUGCACUUCUUGGGUACCGUGAGAUUUGCAGCCAGAGCCUGUCAUAAACAAUUAGAACAAGGAAGAAAAGAUGAUCUGGAGUGCUGGCUAUAUAUGUGUUUUGAUCUAUUCGACGAUGAUAAAGGCUUACCUUGGAAGCGCUGUGAAAAGCAUGAAGUGCUAGAUAUGAAGUACAAGUUCUUUAACCUGGAAUUUAAACAAUGCUAUCGGAUAGUUCCAGAAGACUUCAAAAGGAUAGUGAAAUACAUUGAUGGCUUGAAAUAUGCCGAUGAGCCAGACUACGUCUAUUUGCGAAAUUCACUUGCUGCAAUUUCGAAAGAAGAAAGGGUGGAUUUUUCCAAACCACUUGAUUGGGCAGGCAUCACUGAAAGAAGGAAAACAAAGAAGGCUAAAGAGCAGAGUGAAACUUCUGAAGAUCUUCGGCAGGAAGAGACCGGUUCCGGUGAGCAUGAGGUUGAAGGUUCCAGAUUCAGAAGCUCACAAUUACCAAGAAACCACUUUUUUUCCGUAAAUUCAUUGACCACUCAAUCGUCAGGUGUAGUGCUGAAAUGACAUCAGAG